Molecule: messenger RNA, 885 nt
Organism: Ectocarpus siliculosus
Lineage: Eukaryota; Phaeophyceae; Ectocarpales; Ectocarpaceae
Source: the annotation of a GenBank genome assembly
AUGACAACCCCGUGGCGCGUGGGAGCCAGAGGGGACGGUGUCUUGCCUUGGUGUAUCCCACUGCCUGGUGCAUCGAGUGUUGCUGAUCUCCAAAGGGCCGUCGAGGCCCGUCAGAACAAGCUUCGCCAGGAAGACACGGAAAGCCCAAAGGCCGCCAUAGGCAUUCAGCUCAAGGUGGAUGGGGAGCUAUACGCAGUCGACUCCGACGACUUGCUGCUGAACUUGAUCCCCAAAGACAGCAAGGGGGCCAUGUUUGUGGCUUAUCGUGCAGGAGGCGUACCGAUCACCCCCAGCGCUGAUGCCCCGGACGUCGUAGCAAAAGCAGGAGCAGCUAGUGUUGGCUCCCCGGACCUCAACCACGACGAACGGGGAGCUCCAAUCACCCCCGCGACUGCCCCAGGCGGCGCCGGCCCACCUAACCUCAACCAAGCCUCGGGGGGGGCGCCCAUCCAACCCCCCCCCGCUGCGAUCGCCUCGCCAAAGCAUCUCGAAACGGCCUUAUCUUGGACCAGCUCAGCGACAUGGAGCUAUGAUGCAGAGGAAGCGGCAGCGGUGGUAGCAGCAGCAGCCGCCUCCUUUCGUCCAGCCCAGUGCCUGGGUUCUUUCCCGAAAGCCCAGGCAUUAAGUGCUCCUGCAGCAACUACCGUGCCGUCCUCUUCCCCUCUGGAGGUACGCGGCGUGUCGCCUGCGCCUGCACGGACACCAUCGUCUACACCUCCGGCCCCUACGGCGAUCAAAACCGAAGACGGGGUUCAGGAUUCCCAUGACAGCGGCAUGCAGGAGCCAAAACCGAGGAGGUAUCCCAAACGAGCGAGGGUGACGGCACCAGACGACGCCCAGCCAGUUGGCUUCCGUCACGAGUUUGACUGGCAGGUCGAAAUCUGA